AUGAACCCUUUUAAUAAACUUCUAAAGGAAAGAAUUGAACAAACUGAAGAAGAAACCCACGAAGAAGAAGUUAAAAAACAACAUGAAGAAGAUCUUUGUAUGAAGUAUUUAAAAAGAAAACAAACAGAGAAGGAAUAUGAAAUUUAUCAACAACUUACAUUGAUUGCUUUACUUAAUGUUUAUUGUACAUUUAAACUUAAACGAAUUCCUAGGCAAACAAACAGAACAUUAUUUUUACCACGAGUUAUUUGUUUAGUAUUUAAUGAACAAAUUAUAGAUGUUGAAACAUUAGCAACAAAUAGUUGUAAACAAAUAUUUAAAAGUGAUGUUGAGGAAGGGAUUCAAAUUAAUACAGCUCAAAAAAGAUAUGACAAAAAUAUUAAAACGUUUAUCUCUAAUUUUCUAAUAGACACUGCACUAGAAUUAGGAUUUACUUUUGAUUCAAAAAUGACAAGAUUAUCUGGAAAAACACUGAGAUUUGAACGAGUGCAUUGUAUUAAGAAAGGAAAAGAGUUAACUAUUAACCGAAAUGGAAUGAAAACAAUUGGUAAUAAAAUGUACCGCUAUAUGAUUGAACAUUAUCGUGAUCUUCCUGAUGUUGUUUUUGAACAUAAUGAUGCAGAAAUAAAAAAAAUUGUAGAUUUUUCAAUUCAAUGUGUUGAUGUGAAACAAUAA
Entamoeba dispar SAW760 is the source of this 675-nucleotide messenger RNA. RefSeq lists its product as uncharacterized. The coding region runs from base 1 to 675 and encodes 224 amino acids. The transcript has a single exon. NCBI's taxonomy places the organism in Eukaryota, Evosea, Mastigamoebida, Endamoebidae. The record is from RefSeq and is a predicted model, not a curated record.